GCCGUGACGUCAUAACCUUCUCUGCCUCACGGCUCUCCCUCCCUCGUGGCGUAUGGGAGAAGGCUGCCUUAUUUUACCAAUUUCCACCGCAUUUACACCUUAACCCAAGCCGGCCAGUGGAAAUAACACCCACGGGACACUAAUCUACCAGCCAACCAGGAGGAAAACACUAAAUAAGCCAGCAAGAUGAACGCGGAGAAGCUGGCCAAGUUGCAGCAGCAGGUGCGGAUUGGUGGGAAGGGCAGUGCUCGCCGCAAGAAGAAGGUUGUCCACCGCUCCUCAGCCACCGACGACAAGAAGCUCCAGAACUCACUCAAGAAACUCACCGUCAAUAACAUCUCCGGCAUCGAGGAGGUGAACAUGAUAAAGGAGGAUGGCUCGGUGAUUCACUUCAACAAUCCGAAGGUGCAGGCGUCACUGAAUGCCAACACCUUCGCUGUGUCGGGCCACGCCGAGAGCAAGCAGAUCACCGAGAUGCUGCCGGGCAUCCUAAACCAUCUCAGCGCUGAGGGAUUCAACCAACUCAAGCGUCUGGCAUCCACCGUCACCACUAGCAACACAUCAGCUGGUGGCAUUGAUGAUGACGAUGAUGAUGUCCCCAUGUUGGUGGAAGACUUCGAGGCAGCCAGCAAGACAGACACUGGUGUAGAGGGUGGUGGUGCGGUGGUGAGUGAGGUGGAGGGUGAGGACGCCGUGCCGCCGCUGGUGGACGUGCCCAAUGGGAGACAGCCACCCCUCCACCACCACCACCACAGGGCAAGGACGGCAAGAAGAAGGGCAAGAAGAAAGACAAGAAGGAACCCCAGGACACCAAGACUGCCGCCACCGCACCACCACCACCACCACCAGCAGACAAGACCAAACCCAAGAGCAAGACUCCCGCCGGCAAGGAUGCCAAUGACACCAAGGAUGCCCCUCCUCCACCUGCUGCCAAGGAUGCCAAACCUGCCCCAGCUGCUGCUAAGGAUGCCAAACUUGCCCCAGCUGCUGCCAAGGAUACCAAACCUGACCCAGCUGCUGCCAAGGAUGCCAAACCUGCCCCAGCUGAUGCCAAGGAUACCAAACCUGCCCCAGCUGCUGCUAAGGAUGCCAAGGAUGCCAAACCUGCCCCAGCUGCUGCCAAGGAUACCAAACCUGCCCCAGCUGCUGCCAAGGAUGCCAAACCUGCCCCAGCUGCUGCCAAGGAUACCAAACCUGCCCCAGCUGCUGCUAAGGAUGCCAAACCUGCCCCAGCUGCUGCCAAGGAUGCCAAACCUGCCCCAGCUGCUGCUAAGGAUGCCAAACCUGCCCCAGCUGCUGCCAAGGAUGCCAAGGACACCAAAUCUACUAAGGACACUCCUGCUGCAAAGGACACCAAACCUGCCCCAGCAAAGGAUGCCAAGCCCCCUGCUGCUGCUAAGGACACUCCUGCUGCACCAGCUGCCAAGGACACUCCUGCUGCACCAGCUGCCAAGGACACUCCUGCUGCACCAACUGCCAAGGACACUCCUACUGCACCAGCUGCCAAGGACACUUCUGCUGCUCCAGCUGCUAAAGACACUCCUGCUGCUCCAGCUGCCAAGGACACUCCUGCUGCACCAGCUGCCAAAGACACUCCUGCUGCUCCAGCUGCCCCUGCUCCAGCUCCAGCUGCCAAAGACACUCCUGCUGCUCCAGCUGCCCCUGCUCCAGCUCCUGCUGCACCAGCUGCCCCUGCUCCAGCUCCAGCUGCCAAAGACACUCCUGCUGCUCCAGCUGCCAAGGACACUCCUACACCAGCUGCCAAGGACACUCCUGCAGCUCCAGCUGCCAAGGACACUCCUGCAGCUCCAGCUGCCAAAGACACUCCUGCUGCACCAGCUGCCAAGGACACUCCUGCUGCUCCAGCUGCUAAAGACACUCCUGCUGCACCAGCUGCCAAAGACACUCCUGCUGCACCAGCUGCCAAGGAUACCCCUGCUGCCCCUGCUCCUGCUGCACCAGCUACCCCUGCUCCAGCUACAAAGGACACUCCUGCACCAGCUGCCCCUGUUCCAGCUCCAGCUGCACCAGCUGCCACUGUUCCAGCUGCUCCUGCUCCAGCUGCCAAGGACACUCCUGCACCUGCUGCCACUGUUCCAGCUGCUCCUGCUCCAGCUCCAGCUGCCAAGGACACUCCUGCACCAGCUCCAGCUUCUAAGGACACUUCUGCUGCACCAGCUGCCCCUGCUCCAGCUCCAGCUUCCAAGGACACUCCUGCACCAGCUGCCCCUGCUCCAGCUCCAGCUGCGAAGGUUACUCCUGCACCAGCUGCACCAGUUACCACUGCUCCAGUGGCCAUUGCACCAGCUGUCCCUGCUCCAGCUGCUAAAGAUACUCCUGCUGCUCCAGCUGGCAAGGACACUCCAGCUGCUCCUGCCUCUGCACCAGCUGCCCCUGCUCCUGCUCCUGCUGCACCAGCUGCCCCUGCCCCCCCUGCCCCAGCUGUCCCAGCUACUAAGGAGACUCCAGCAGCUGCACCUGCUCCAUCUACUCCUGCCCCAGCACCAGCUGCUAAGGAGACUGCACCUGCCCCCAGUAGUGCUCCUGGUGGUGGGGCCAAGGCAGCCCCUGCUGGCACUUCCAAAAAGCCUCAGGCUCCCCCCAAGAGUAAACAACCCAAGAAGCCCAAGGGGAAGUAGGCCACUGACACCAAACACUCAGUGCACGACAAAGAGGAGAGUCACGGGGAAGCCAACACCAACACCAAGUCCAACAAGAAAACCUCCAAGAAUGAAGCAACACCACCCAACACCACCACCACCGCCGCCGCUGCUGUUGCUUCCUCCUCCAAGGGCACCUCACAGCCUGCCGAGGAGUGAGGGGGUAUCCUGCGCAGCGUCCUGUAGGCUCCUUCCCCCCUCACACCCUCCCCGGUCUGCCCGAGCCACCACCAUCGCCGCCACUACUACUGCUGCUGCUGCCCGGUUGAUCUCGGCCUGUUGAUGUGUUUUGUUUGGUUUAUUUAUUUAUUUUAUUUAUAUAUAUAUCUUUUUUUUUUUUUUUUCAUUUUUUCUCUUUUCUCUCGAUUGUGACGUUUUAAUUUUAUUGUUUGUACCUGGUCGGUUUGGUUGAGCAGGUUCCAGUGUUUGUGAUUCAGAGCGUGUUUUGUUGUUUAUUUUCUCUCCAUGACACGGGCAGAUAAGUUGAUUAAUAUCUUGUUUAAUACACUGGUUGAUUCAAAA
Molecule: messenger RNA, 3182 nt
Organism: Portunus trituberculatus (swimming crab)
Lineage: Eukaryota; Metazoa; Arthropoda; Malacostraca; Decapoda; Portunidae
Exons: 7
Coding region: 187-2943 (918 amino acids)
Cellular component (GO): nascent polypeptide-associated complex; cytosol
Source: RefSeq, a predicted model, not a curated record